UUAUCAACACAGAGUGGUGCACUGACAUAGCAACCAGCCCCAUUGGUCACGUGGUGCAGGUUGCGACGCCGUCAUCAUCAGGGCAGAGAUUUGUGAGGAAUAAGCAGACAGAAGCAGGGAGCUUUGGAGGUGCGCCGCUUUCAUAGCUUUUUGCAUCGUUCCUGGUGUCUCUUUUCUCCCCUCCACCCGACCAGAGAGCAAGAACAGAGUAUCUGUUCAACAUUUUAGAAACCCAAAUGCCCGGUCCCACCCAAGCCCUUUCCCCAAAUGGAGAGAAUAACAACGACAUCGUCCAGGACAACGGAACCAACAUCAUUCCUUACAGGAAAAAUACUGUGCGGGGAGAGCGCGCCUACAGCUGGGGGAUGGCGGUCAACGUAUAUUCUACCUCAAUAACCCAGGAGACUAUGAGCAGGCAUGACAUCAUUGCCUGGGUUAACGAUAUUCUCUGCCUAAACUACACAAAAGUGGAGCAGCUCUCGUCAGGGGCUGCUUAUUGCCAGUUCAUGGAUCUGCUCUUCCCUGGCUGCAUCAGUCUUAAAAAGGUCAAAUUUCAAGCUAAAUUGGAACAUGAAUACAUUCACAAUUUCAAACUCCUGCAGGCGUCCUUCAAAAGGAUGAACGUGGACAAGAUUAUUCCAGUGGAGAAACUUGUCAAAGGCAGAUUUCAGGACAACCUGGAUUUCAUCCAGUGGUUUAAGAAGUUCUUUGAUGCCAACUAUGACGGUAAAGAGUACGACCCGGUGGAAGCCAGGCAGGGUCAGGAUGCCAUUCCACCGCCCGAUCCUGGUGAGCAAAUCUUCAACCUGCCAAAGAAGUCUCACCACGCAGCCAGCUCCCCCACGGCAGGAGCUUCAAGGUUGAGCUCUACUACUCCCAAGGCCUCAACGCCAACAUCCAGACCCUCUUCAGCCAAAAAGAUACCUGCAACUGUAUCGACUCCUGUCAAAGGAGAGAAAGAACUGGAAGUGCAGGUCACACAUCUGACUGAGCAGGUGAACACAUUAAAGUUGGCACUGGAAGGGGUUGAAAAGGAGCGGGACUACUACUUCAGCAAGCUGCGGGAAGUGGAGAUGCUGUGCCAGGAACAGGGUGAAGAAAACAGCCCGUUUGUCGAUCGGCUAAUGGAGGUGCUUUAUGCUUCGGACGAACAGGACCGAGGGGAUCUGGCUGAGGGUGACGGGCAGGAAGCAGACCAGCAAGCCCACGAGGCGACAUCACAAGAUCCGCAGGAAGAACAAGAUGAAUACUGACUGCCAUCAUCCCUCACCGAAGUUAAAACUCCUCUUUUUAUUAUGUGAGAACUGUCAAAGGAUUUUUAAUUUUCACUGUUGUUAUUUUAUUUUAUUUUAUUUUUGUUCUCUCCAAGAAUGAGCACAUGAAGCAACCUUCUGGAUUAAAAAAAUACCAUCACAGGG
This is a messenger RNA of Poecilia latipinna (sailfin molly), 1418 nucleotides long. It is a transcript of the gene mapre2, whose product is annotated as microtubule-associated protein, RP/EB family, member 2. The record is from RefSeq and is a predicted model, not a curated record. The transcript has 7 exons. Lineage: Eukaryota; Metazoa; Chordata; Actinopteri; Cyprinodontiformes; Poeciliidae. Gene Ontology annotation, molecular function: microtubule binding. The coding region runs from base 237 to 1253 and encodes 338 amino acids.